This is a messenger RNA of Penicillium odoratum, 2730 nucleotides long. RefSeq lists its product as uncharacterized. The transcript is spliced from 2 exons. The record is from RefSeq and is a predicted model, not a curated record. Bases 1 to 2730 code for a protein of 909 amino acids. NCBI's taxonomy places the organism in Eukaryota, Fungi, Ascomycota, Eurotiomycetes, Eurotiales, Aspergillaceae.
AUGGUGAAUAACGGAGCAUUACGACGGGCUAGCCGGAGUGCCAAAGGGAAAGCUCAACACUCUACAACAGAGGAGUUACCAGGUCCAAGAUUGAAGAUGAAGAGCACAACGGGCCCAGGAAAGUCGGAAAAGGGUCGACGAAGCACAAGAGGUCCCCAACAGAAGUUGAAUUUAGCUACGCUGCCACAUGUGAAAGACCCACCCCAAUUGCUGCGCGAGGAUGGUGCCGCUGAUUCGUGCCGUGCUGCCACCAAGCACGCAAUCCCGAAGGCACCACAGCAGCUCAAAUCAAAAGAUACUGAUCCCAUACUGCAGAAGCUCGAUUCAGCCAAAGUGAUAAUCGAUACGUACCACAUUCGCUCAACCUCGAGAAUUGGCGUUGACGUUCAACACGAAACCGUCAUUGACACCAAUGGUGAUGUUUCAGCUGCCAAGAAAGAUCGGGACAGCAAGCGGCAAAUCAAUGAUAGUACAAGAAACGAAUUUUCUAAAAUUCACACUGCAUUAGUCCAGCCAGAGAGCAGAUUCCGGCGUCUGACACUCUCACUGCCACGGAACCCAGAGCCUCGAGGGAAGCUUUCUGCCGGGAAAAAAUAUACUCAUCACCUCAAGACCGAAGUGGAUUGGAAUGAGGAUCUGCGGCCAACAGACGACGAGAAGUCGACCAAAGCGAGUAGUGAUGGCGAAGCAAACUUUGGUUCUACUCGAGACUCCGAAUCCAUGGGGGAUGAAGAGAGGUCGAGUCUCAAACGAAAAGCAUCAAACGCCCAAAUAAAUUCCGAGAAGCGGAGAAAACCUGCGAAAGGCGAAGCUAACAUCAGGAGAGAAAGCAAUCAGCGGGCUGAGUUGCCAUUGACUUCACUGAUCACGGAUCCGGCCAAAACAUUACAAACAAAGCCAAUCGAUUUCAUGAUAAAGGCUAAGUCGAUGCCAGGUGAACAGUCACAAGAAGUUGACACACGAAAUGAACUCGAAGUUGCAUCGUCCGUUCCAAAGGCACACAAUAUUUGUCAGGAUGGAUCAGCUGGUCAUCAACAUGAGAUCAUUGAAAUAACGAGCUCGCCAGUAGUAUCUGAAACCAGCAGCUCAGACUAUGGUAUUGACGUGCUUAGAGGGGAGACUUACCGGGUGGUUGGAAGAAGCAUUGAUGGGAGAGGAAAAACUGUCGCUCAGAAGCUCGUCGAUGCGCUCCAUGGAGUACAGUUGCACUCUCAACUUCAGCCUGCUGUUGAGACCACCUUGCAUUGUGCUCACAAAAGAGCUGGUCGGUCUUCACGCAUGUCCAUUCGUGAUGAGUCUCAAAGCCAAGACCUGAAGGUCAUCCAACAGACACAAACAAGCCUUGACAUGAGACAACAAGGUCACGGAUUGCCAGGAACGCUGCAAAUGGCUCAUGCAACAACAGUACCAUUAGAUAUGGCGAAUCCUUGCAACACCGGCGGACUCCAAAUUGAUACGAAGCCCCAAGGAUCCUUGAUUGGUGGAGACUUGGCGCACAUCAAAGUUGGCAGUGAUGGAUUCAGUGACCGCCAUGCAACUCCAAAUUGUCUUCAAGCACAGCGUGAACAGGUUUCCUUAAAAAGUGUCGAUCUGACGGAGGAACCUCGCCCAGGUGCCACCCAGCUCCCUGGAGAUGUCCCAGAACAUGACACAGAUAGCUCAUCGCAAAACUCACCAGAGGUAGGAAGAGAAGGUUUCACAGCUGCAAUUUCCCGAGGCAGAGACCGCGGAACUCGCCAUACUCCCGAAUCCGAGAAGCCGCUUCUAAGCCUGCAAACCCCCAUUCAAAGCAGGGUUUCGAUUUUCGGGGGUCUCAAGACGGGUCCAAGAAGCAGUAUAGUCGAUUCAAACGGUAGCCCUAGGCGCAUGCUGCAGGCGAACCUGACGGCCCACAAAUCUCAAAGCCCACUUAAAGAUGUCCAUUUGCUCACCGAUAUUGAGAUGCCCGACUCCAGUUCCAGUAACUACAACGAAGACUCGAAUGCAUCUUCUCUAGACAGCUCAGACGACGAACUGACAUGGUCAAAAUACCAGCGCGAUAUGUUCAUGGAGUAUGGCUUCCAAACAGCAUCGAUGAAGAAAAGCAGAACCCAAUUGCCUCCGCCCAAGGAAAAUUCCAGCACUGGUGGCAACAGUGAAGUCCCUGGCCAAAAUGGAAAACAGUCAUCGGCGGACCCAAUCUCGACAUCUUUCAUUCCACCUUCAGGUGACUCGAUGAUACCAGAGCGAGACGCUCAUGGUGUGAGUCAAAAUCGGGCUGCAGAAGUCAAACCAGGCCCCAAUCAGAUAUCCACUGAAAAGCCGCAGGCACACGACGCCCAGCAUGUAGUGAUGCCCUUGUCUACAGAAUACUCUGGUCCCCUCCGAAUGGCCCCUGAAGCUCAUCAAUUAUCUCAAUCGAAUGACUCUAACCCUCAGGAUUGGAUUUCAGCUCUACAAAGUGCUCAAAAAAGUGCCCACGAUCUGUUGUUGGAAACGAAUCAAGCAAGUCAAAUUGAAUGCGAGGGAGCAUCUUACCAGCUUACAGCAGAACAAGAGACGAUCCGUCAGGUACUUCAAAUCUAUCGACAGGGAUGCAAUUGCAUCCUCGAUGAUCUUUUCCACGCACAGCAAGUCCGCGUGGGACUUUACCAACAGCAGAUGAAGGCGGUGAAGGAGCAACAUCGACAGAUUUGCCAAGAACUAGUUGAGGGUCUACAAGACCUGGAUCAUCGGGUGCAAGGGGGAUAG